Messenger RNA from Telopea speciosissima, 1371 nucleotides. Its product is annotated as serine/threonine-protein kinase 16-like. NCBI's taxonomy places the organism in Eukaryota, Viridiplantae, Streptophyta, Magnoliopsida, Proteales, Proteaceae. The record is from RefSeq and is a predicted model, not a curated record. Bases 39 to 1067 code for a protein of 342 amino acids. Gene Ontology annotation, biological process: protein phosphorylation. Gene Ontology annotation, molecular function: ATP binding; protein serine/threonine kinase activity. The transcript has 7 exons. Gene Ontology annotation, cellular component: cytoplasm.
AGAGAGAGAGAGAGAGAGAGAGAGAGAGAGAGAAGAAGAUGGGUUGCUCGUUUUCAGGUAUGAAUGCUCUGUACGGUGCCGCUAAUGGCGGAGGAGAUGUUUGGAUCAAUGAGAACCGUUUCAGGAUUCUGAGGCAGCUCGGAGAAGGUGGAUCUGCGUAUACUUAUCUCGUCAAGGAGGUCGGAAAUGACUCAGCUGUUGGUGGUGGCGUUGGGAACAAAAUCAAAGACCCAUCUCAUGUUUCAGAUGAUGGUACAUAUGCGAUGAAGAAAGUCUUAAUUCAAACCAGUGAUCAGUUAGAGUUGGUGAGGGAGGAGAUUCGUGUCUCGUCCCUUUUUACCCAUCCCAAUCUACUUCCAAUUCUGGAUCAUGCUAUAAUUGCAGUUAAGGGAACACCGGAAGGAUCUUCAAAUCAUGAAGCUUACUUACUGUUUCCAGUUCAUUUGGAUGGAACUUUACUGGACAAUACUAAGAAUAUGAAAGGAAAAAACGAGUCCUUUUCCACAAUGGAUGUUCUUCAGAUAUUCCGACAGCUUUGUGCAGGAUUGAAGCAUAUGCACAGUUUUGACCCUCCAUAUGCACAUAAUGAUGUCAAACCAGGUAAUAUCCUCAUCACAAACAGAAAAGGGCAACCACCUCUUGCCAUAUUGAUGGAUUUUGGAAGUGCUCGGCCUGCAAGGAAACAAAUUCGGUCUCGUUCAGAGGCACUACAGUUGCAGGAAUGGGCAGCUGAGCAUUGUUCUGCACCAUUUCGAGCUCCUGAGUUGUGGGACUGCCCAAGCCAUUCAGAUAUUGAUGAGAGAACAGAUGUCUGGUCGCUGGGUUGUACACUAUAUGCAAUAAUGUUCGGGUUGUCACCUUUUGAAUAUGCAGCUGAUGAAUCUGAAGGAAGCCUACAGUUGGCCAUUGGAAAUGCACAGAUAAAAUGGCCAACUGCUCCAAACCCUUCAUAUCCAGAACCUCUUUGUAAGUUUGUUACAUGGAUGCUCCAGCCCCAACCAACAGUCCGACCUCGAAUUGAUGAUAUCAUUAUUCACGUUGAUAAGUUGAUCUCAAAGUACUCCUGAGCAAAAUGCAGGGGACACCGUAUGAAUUUGUAGUCUAGAACAAGAGGAGAAGCAAGCAGCACAUCCAUCAGUGGGAUAUUGGUUGGGUUAUUGAUAUUGCAAGUUACUGAGCAACUUCUGCUUAGCUCCAUGUGAAAAUUUCGUGUCGCCCAUGCCAGUUAUAGCAGUUUGUUAUCUGUCCUUAGACACCCAAAUUACAGUUCUAUUAGUUACAAUUGAAUGUGUAUUGAUUCAAUUUCUUUUGAAGUGUAUCAAUAAAAUCUCUUUCCCUGUGCAUUGCAUCUCUCUCAGAAGUUCUUGUGAA